AUGGCGGCGCCCAGCGUGUUCCUGCUGGCCGUGAGCGGCGAGAUCGAGAGCGGGGAGUUCCCGGGAUUCGAUGACCUCUACUGCAAGUUCUCCUUUGUCUAUGGCCAGGACUGGGUCCCCACGGCGGGCCUGGAGGAGGGAAUCUCCCAGAUCACCUCCAAGAGCAGCGUCUCACCCACCACGCUGGUCUGGAACUUCCCCAUCGACAUCACCUUCAAGAGCACCAACCCUUUUGGCUGGCCACAGAUUGUGCUCAGUGUCUACGGGCCUGACUUCUUUGGCCACGAUGUGGUCAGAGGUUAUGGAGCUGUCCACGUGCCCUUCGUGCCGGGCAGGCACAAAAGAACCAUUGCCAUGUUCGUCCCAGAGUCCACCUCGAGGCUGCAGCAGCUCACAAGCUGGUUCACAGGGAGACGCCCGGAAUUCACCGACCCCAAAGUGGUGGCACAGGGAGAAGGACGGGAAGUGACCAGGGUGCGUUCCCAAGGCUUUGUGACCAUUUCCUUCAACGUGAUGACCAAAGAUCUGCACAAGCUGGGCUACGACGUGGGUCCUGCUGAGGGGCCUGGCCCACAGGGCUUCCACAGCUUCUGAGCUCCCCACAACCUGCUCAAAGCUCUUUUUAGGGCAAGGAGGAGCUGUUUCAACUCAAUCAUCCCAAAAAAAAAAAAAAAAAAAAAAAAAAAACAGCCUGGGAGGAUCUGGGAAAAAAUGACCAAGUCUGAUCCUCUCAGUAAGGUUGAAGUAUUGUGGGAAUUGAUGUUAUUGAUAACAUUCAGUGUUUUUAGAGGUCAGACUGUCUCAGAGUAAGGCCUGUAACAAAAUAUUUUUAUAGCAGCCUUUUGCACACUUUUUUUAUAGAAUUAAUGACACUAAUUAAUGACAUUGAAGUUUCAAGCUGUAGCAGUUUCCCUGCAGUUAAAACUUUGCAAACCCAGUUUCUUUUUAGUGAUUUUUUUUCUUUGUACGUGUGUUGCAAAUGAGGAACUGAAA
This is a messenger RNA of Cinclus cinclus, 993 nucleotides long. It is a transcript of the gene B9D1, whose product is annotated as B9 domain containing 1. The transcript has 7 exons. The record is from RefSeq and is a predicted model, not a curated record. The coding region runs from base 1 to 594 and encodes 197 amino acids. Gene Ontology annotation, cellular component: MKS complex. Gene Ontology annotation, biological process: cilium assembly. Lineage: Eukaryota; Metazoa; Chordata; Aves; Passeriformes; Cinclidae.